Colletotrichum godetiae is the source of this 879-nucleotide messenger RNA. Its product is annotated as phosducin. NCBI's taxonomy places the organism in Eukaryota, Fungi, Ascomycota, Sordariomycetes, Glomerellales, Glomerellaceae. Gene Ontology annotation, biological process: regulation of G protein-coupled receptor signaling pathway. Bases 1 to 879 code for a protein of 292 amino acids. The record is from RefSeq and is a predicted model, not a curated record. The transcript has 2 exons.
AUGUCGAACCCUACCCCAGCCCAGGAAGAAUUCAACGCUCUGCUAGCAGCAAACUCCCGUGACGACAGCAAAGUACAUCCCGAAGACCGAGAUCACGACCGUCGCGAACAAGACAGCCUUGACCUCGACGAGGAAGAGAGAUAUCGCAACUCCCAGAUCGACGCCGCCAUGCGUAUGCCAUCUCUUGGUCAGACCGGCUCCGACCUGAAGCUGCCCCCAGCUAGCUUCGAUGCAGGUCGUACCACUGGUGUCAAGGGCGUCAUCGCCGAUGCCCGCAACUAUGAGAACGCUCGCAAAACCUCCUUCAUGAGCCGCGCGCGCACCACAGUGAGGCGCUCCAUCUUUGGCCUCGACAACAUCAGCUCGCAGCCGCCACCAUCACACAAGAGCGAAAGCGAGACGGACGAGGGAAACGGCAGCGACUCUGACGACAGCUUCAUGCAGCAAUGGCGCGAGAGCCGCCGAAGAGAACUCGAGAGCGACUCUAACAAGGUCAUCCGGAACCGGAGAACAAGUCCUAGUGUGCGAAUUUACGGACGUCUGGAUGAGGUGGACGCCUUGGGCUACCUUGAUGCCAUCGAGAAGGUUGCGCGGGACACUGUUGUUGUCGUCUUUGUCUAUGACCCAGAGUGUGACGUUUCGGCGACAAUAGAGCAUGCCAUGAUGCCUCUUGUUUCGCAGCACUCAACAAUACACUUUGUCAAGGUACACUACCUUGACAUUGAGUUCGACAAUGCCGCCGUGCCUGCAAUUCUGGCGUACCGCAACCAGGGUGACAUGAUCGCCAACCUCACAGGCAUCAUUGAGAUGAUUCCCGACGAUGAGAUGUUUGGUACCGACACGUUGGCACGGCUUUUCCAGAAGCACGACAUUUUAUGA